Aptenodytes forsteri (emperor penguin) is the source of this 2148-nucleotide messenger RNA. Its product is annotated as coiled-coil domain-containing protein 162. Bases 1 to 2148 code for a protein of 715 amino acids. NCBI's taxonomy places the organism in Eukaryota, Metazoa, Chordata, Aves, Sphenisciformes, Spheniscidae. The transcript is spliced from 15 exons. The record is from RefSeq and is a predicted model, not a curated record.
AUGUUGGGCUAUAAUGAGGAGCAGACACUCCUGCAUUUUCCUUGGAGGACAUUCCUAAUGGAUGGAGGAUUGUUUCCAGUCAGUAUCAACAACACAAUUAAUAUAAAUUACAACAUGCAGCUGUGCCUGUGCAGCCUGAGUGAUGCCGACCGAAGAGUUGCUCAUGGGGAGCUGGUGGCAAUGCAGUUUUUAAUGGAGGAUGUACUGCAGAACAGCUACGGCUGUGCUGUGGAAGAUCACAUUGACUGUCAAGCCUCGUUAGCUAAGAGCAAGCAGGUACCUCUGACAACUCUGUUUGGGACUGUACAGCUUCUGUGUAGGACUCCCAUUAGUUUUUGCAACCAAAUCUCUGUGAACAUAAGCGACCUAGACCUGAGGUAUGCCGUGAUAACCUCGCCUACUCCUGGCCGUCUGCAGAAUUUGGCAGAAACGGGUCACUCAAGUGCUAACUGGCUGCAGAACAGCAAAAAGACAUCCAAACUUUUGCUGAGGCAUCAUGGUCCUGUCAUAUCAUGUAACUUGCUGAGAUCUUUUCUGAUGCUAUGGAAGCAACUAGAAAUAUUAAAGGCAGAAUGGGGCCAGCUGAAGCUGAGGACUGAGGAUAUCAACACAGUUCCUCUUUACAAAGAGUUUUGUGAGCAAUAUGGUGCAGACAUCCUGUACCCGGCCAUGAAAGCCAUAGUCAGACAAACGGGCACAGAGGAGGGGUUUGGAGAGCCCGUUACAAGCACUCAGCAUAUACUUCCCCCCAGAGGAGCAUCAGAAAUCGAAAUGAAAGUGUACCAGCUUCAAAAGCUUCUGGAAAGCCUAGAAAUCCACAUGAUCCAUGAUGUGCAGAAGAAAAUUAACCAGGAGAUGACUCUAGUGACAUCUGAAAGAGCCAGACAAGACAGCAGUCUCCCCACUGAGAUCUGGAAACACAGGGUAAUGCAAGAAAAUUUCUCAGUUGUACGACCACAGAUAGUUGAAACAUUUGUUCAAAGGCUGAUAGAAAACUACCAAGAAUCAGAUACAGAGGUUACUUUUACAAAAAGCCAUUUACAACAGUGUCUCACCAUACUGGGCUGUGACAUCAUGGCCAGAGAGCGCAGCAACUUUGAGACCUACUCCAUGUUUUAUGAAAAUAUUCUCCAGCAGCAGCAUCGUUUGCUUUACCAAAAAGAACAAAUUGUGGGGCUGUGCCAUGGCAUGAUUAUGGAAAUAACUGCUCUCAGAGCCCAGCUCGCUGACCUAGAGGAAGAAAAUCUUGGUCUCAAAGAGAAGAUUAGAAAAGAAGUACGGGAUGAAUAUGGAUCAUUAGUGCGGAACCUAUUUGUGACUUGUGUCCAUCUAAAAGGAAAGUUGGAUGUCUAUCGCCUUAGCAUUGAGCAACGAAUGUUUGAAAUCAUCAGUGAAGUGAGAAGAGAAGGAGUUGACAAUAUGAUUGAUCUGAAGAAAAAGUUUGGCUCCACUAAAAAUAAUGGUGACUUGAAAGAACGUUUGUCUAAAGAAGCUCUUCAAAACAAAAAAGAGUGUCUGAAUGCUAAGAUGAUGGCAGAACAAGAGGUGACUUCGUUUCAGGAUCAGCUCAUGUCUGUAAGGAAAGCUCUUGCAAAAUCUCGGGCAGACAAUGACAAGCUAAAGAAACAGCUACAUGAACAGAAACAAAUGCUGUUGGAAGUAGUACAGAGGAAGACACAAGAAGCCAAGAAGAGACAAGUACCCAGUGCGAUGAAAGCUGAAAACAUAAAGAAGAUGCUUGAAGGGAUGGAAGAAAAAGAGCAGAGAGUGAACUGCCUAACCAAGGAAGCUGAAAAAUCUUCUAAAACAUGCCAUCUUCAACAAAAAGGGGUCAAAAAAGAACUGCAGCAGAUAAGAAGCCAGUUAACCCAAGAGUGCAGUUUAAAAUGGGAGGCCUUCCAGCAGGUUGAUGAACUGCAGUGUCAAGUUUAUGACCUGGAAGCUGCAGUUUCUCAGAGGAAUGCAACUGCAGGUUCUGCAGCUCAGAUCCAGAGUAACAAGCUUUCAGGAUCCACUCAGCAUGGGGAUUACCAGCAGCAUCCUUUGAAUUUUGACCCAAGAAGCAGCAAUGGAACAGGAGGAAACACUCAAAGACAGUGCCUAGCAGAUGGAAGGAGAGAACAGCAGAUAGGCUAUUACCACACCUAA